AUGGAACAGCUCCAUUUAUUUGCUAGUUUUGUAUUGUUUCUUGGGGUGUUCACCACGAAAUUCAGUGUAACAAUGGCAGCUUCUUGGAUUCAAGCCCAUGCAACUUUUUACGGUGGAAGUGAUGCUUCAGGAACAAUGGGGGGUGCCUGUGGUUAUGGAAAUCUUAACACCGAUGGUUAUGGCACAAAAACUGCCGCACUUAGCACAGCUUUGUUCAACGAUGGCAAGUCAUGUGGUGGGUGCUAUCAGAUAGUGUGUGACAGAACCAAGGAUCCCCAGUGGUGCCUCAGGGGAACUUCCAUUACAAUUACUGCUACAAACUUUUGUCCUCCAAACUAUGAUCUCCCUAGUGACAAUGGUGGUUGGUGCAAUCCUCCAUUGCCACACUUUGACAUGUCUCAACCUGCAUUCCAGACAAUUGCCUUAUACAAGGCUGGAAUUGUACCUAUUCUCUAUAGGAAAGUUGGAUGCAAGAAGAGUGGGGGCAUUAGAUUUACCAUCAAUGGCAAAAAUUACUUCGAGCUAGUGCUCAUAUCUAACGUAGGGGGAGCUGGAGAUAUCUCAAAUGUUUGGAUCAAAGGGUCUAAUUCAAACCAAUGGGAAACCAUGUCAAGAAAUUGGGGUGUCAACUGGCAGAGUCUAAGUUAUUACAAUGGUCAGAGCUUGUCCUUUAGAGUGCAAUCCAGCAAUGGAAAGAUCGUCACAGCUCUUGAUGUUGCACCUUCCAAUUGGAGUUUUGGCCAGUCCUUCACCAGCAACGUUCAAUUCUAA
Messenger RNA from Quercus lobata, 771 nucleotides. It is a transcript of the gene EXPA17, whose product is annotated as expansin A17. The record is from RefSeq and is a predicted model, not a curated record. Gene Ontology annotation, biological process: plant-type cell wall organization. Gene Ontology annotation, cellular component: extracellular region. Lineage: Eukaryota; Viridiplantae; Streptophyta; Magnoliopsida; Fagales; Fagaceae. Bases 1 to 771 code for a protein of 256 amino acids. The transcript has 3 exons.